Messenger RNA from Megalops cyprinoides (Indo-Pacific tarpon), 4708 nucleotides. RefSeq names its product plasma membrane calcium-transporting ATPase 3-like. Lineage: Eukaryota; Metazoa; Chordata; Actinopteri; Elopiformes; Megalopidae. Gene Ontology annotation, biological process: regulation of cytosolic calcium ion concentration; calcium ion transmembrane transport. Gene Ontology annotation, cellular component: intracellular membrane-bounded organelle; membrane. The transcript is spliced from 22 exons. The record is from RefSeq and is a predicted model, not a curated record. Gene Ontology annotation, molecular function: P-type calcium transporter activity; PDZ domain binding; ATP binding. Bases 654 to 4415 code for a protein of 1253 amino acids.
CAAAAACACUGGAUUUUCCCUUUUUUUCUUGAGACCCCCGUUAACGUCCUUCUGAUUGAUUGAUGAUGUCAUCCCAAGAAGAAUAAUGGCUACAGAGUGCACGUCUAUGACUAUAUGUAGGUUCUUCCAGAACAGCAGUGACACCCAGUAUUCCAAGCUCUGAUAGUUGACCUUUAAAGCCCAUCUACCAUCCAUCCAUCCCUGUCCCCCCCAUGGAUUGCAAACAUCCAGAGCCUUCUGUCUGUUGAUGUUUAUGGGGGAGGGGAAAUAAAUGUAAACAGACAGACAAAGAGAAGAUAAACCUGGAUAAAAGGGACAGGACAGCCAGGAAAACACUGGACAAGAGGAACAGAACAGCUAGGAAAACACUGGAUAAGAGGGACAAGGCAGUCAGGAAAACAGUGGAUACGAGGGACAGGACAGCCGGGAAAACACUGGAUAGAAGGAACAGGAUAGCCAGGAAAACUACACCACAUCCAAUGAACCUGCUAAUCUUCUCCCCUCACACUCAUAUGGAGACAGAGAAGAGAGGAAGCUGAGGGAGACGGACAGAGAAGAAAGAAAUCCAUUCCAACCAAAGAAGUCCCUCAAAGAAAGCUAUCCAAUACCAGGAGCAGAAAUUGAACAAGAUCUCCACCUCAGCAGCAGCAGCAAUGGGGGACUUUGCCAACAGCAUGGUGGAGUUUCACUCCAAGAGGGCCAGUGGGACAAGCAUUGGAGGGCCGGAGGCCAACCACACAGGUGACUUUGAGGUCACCCUGGCAGAGCUCAGGGAGCUGAUGGAGCUACGGGGUACAGAGGCUUUGCAGAAGAUUCAGGAGAGCUACGGGGAUACAGAGGGCCUCUGCCAACACCUCAAGUCCUCAACCAGUGAUGGUUUAUCGGGCAACUCAGUGGACCUGGGGAAGCGUAGACAGGUGUUUGGACAGAAUUUCAUUCCCCCAAAGAAGCCCAAGACCUUCCUGCAACUGGUGUGGGAGGCCCUGCAGGAUGUCACACUCAUCAUACUGGAGAUUGCGGCCAUCAUCUCCCUUGGCCUGUCCUUCUACCACCCGCCUGGAGAGGAGAGCGAAGCCUGUGGGAAGGGCGCGGGGGGUGUAGAGGAUGAGGGAGAGGCUGAGGCCGGCUGGAUUGAAGGCGCAGCCAUCCUUCUGUCUGUCAUCUGUGUGGUUCUGGUGACGGCCUUCAAUGACUGGAGCAAAGAAAAGCAGUUCCGUGGACUGCAGAGCCGCAUUGAGCAGGAGCAGCGCUUUGCUGUAGUGAGGAACGGCAAUGUCAUCCACAUCCCUGUAGCCGAGAUGGUGGUGGGAGAUGUGGCGCAAGUAAAAUAUGGUGAUCUCUUGCCAGCUGAUGGCGUCCUUAUCCAGGGGAAUGAUCUGAAGAUUGAUGAGAGCUCCCUGACUGGGGAAUCAGACCACGUCCGCAAAUCCACUGACAAAGACCCCAUGCUGCUGUCUGGUACUCAUGUGAUGGAGGGCUCAGGAAGAAUGCUGGUCACUGCUGUGGGAAUCAAUUCUCAAAGUGGGAUCAUCUUUACUUUACUUGGAGCAGGGGAGGCAGAUGAGGAAAAGAAAGAAAAGAAAGGCAAACAGCAGGAUGGCACUGUGGAGACCAAUCCAACCAAGAAGCAGGAUGGCGAGGUUGCCAUGGAGAUGCAGCCACUGAAAAUCACAGGAGGAGGAGAAGUGGAAGAGCGGGAGAAUAAAAAAGCCAGUGUUCCCAAAAAGGAGAAGUCUGUGCUGCAGGGCAAACUCACCAAACUGGCAGUGCAGAUUGGCAAAGCAGGACUGGUGAUGUCUGCCAUCACCGUGAUCAUCCUGAUGCUGUACUUUGUGACGGAAACCUUUGUCAUUGAGGACCGGAUGUGGCUGACAGAGUGCACCCCAGUGUAUGUGCAGUACUUCGUCAAGUUCUUCAUCAUUGGUGUCACUGUGCUGGUGGUGGCAGUGCCAGAAGGGCUCCCCCUAGCUGUCACCAUCUCCCUGGCGUACUCUGUCAAGAAAAUGAUGAAGGACAACAACUUGGUGCGGCACCUGGAUGCAUGUGAGACAAUGGGAAAUGCCACGGCCAUUUGCUCUGAUAAGACUGGCACCCUCACCACUAACCGUAUGACGGUGGUGCAGACCUAUGUGGGUCACCAGCACUUCCACCAGAUCCCUGACCCUAGUCUGAUCAAUCCCAAAACCCUGGAGAUGCUGGUCAGUGCCAUCGCAAUCAACAGCGCCUACACUUCCAAGAUCAUGCCUCCAGAUGUAGAGGGAGGUCUGGCCAAACAGGUUGGAAAUAAGACAGAGUGUGGUCUGCUGGGGUUUGUGCUGGACCUGAAGCAGGACUACAACCCUGUGAGAGAGCAGUUUCCAGAGGAGAAGCUCUACAAGGUCUACACCUUCAAUUCCGUUCGCAAGUCCAUGAGCACUGUUGUGCAGCAACCCAAUGGAUCCUUCCGCCUCUACAGCAAGGGAGCUUCAGAGAUCCUGCUGAAGAAAUGUACUUCUGUCCUGGGUGCCAGGGGAGAGGCACGGAGCUUCCGGCCACGGGACCGUGAUGAGAUGAUGAAGAAGGUGAUCGAGCCCAUGGCCUGCGCGGGCCUUCGCACCAUCUGCAUUGCCUACAGGGACCUGCCCAGAAUCCCUGAGCCAGACUGGGACAAUGAGGCCGACAUUGUAACCAACCUUACCUGCAUCACCGUGGUGGGCAUAGAGGAUCCAGUCCGACCUGAGGUCCCAGAUGCCAUCCAGAAAUGUCAACAAGCAGGGAUCACGGUGCGCAUGGUGACUGGUGACAACAUCAACACUGCCCGUGCCAUUGCCACGAAGUGUGGUAUCAUCCAGCCUGGUGACGACUUUCUGUGUCUGGAGGGGAAGGACUUCAACCAGCAAAUAAGGAAUGAGAAAGGAGAGAUUGAACAGGAGCGCAUUGACAGGAUUUGGCCCAAGCUACGAGUUCUGGCCCGGUCAUCCCCCACAGACAAACAUACUCUUGUGAAAGGUAUCAUAGACAGCAUGGCGUUGGAGCAGCGUCAGGUGGUAGCUGUGACAGGUGAUGGGACUAAUGAUGGACCAGCACUCAAGAAGGCCGAUGUUGGCUUUGCCAUGGGCAUUGCCGGUACAGACGUGGCCAAGGAGGCCUCAGAUAUUAUUCUCACAGACGAUAAUUUCUCCAGCAUUGUGAAGGCAGUGAUGUGGGGUAGGAACGUGUACGACAGUAUCUCCAAGUUCCUGCAGUUCCAGCUGACAGUCAACGUGGUGGCUGUGAUCGUUGCCUUCACCGGCGCGUGCAUCACACAGGACUCCCCUCUGAAAGCAGUACAGAUGCUCUGGGUGAACUUGAUUAUGGAUACCUUUGCCUCUCUGGCCCUGGCCACUGAACCGCCCACCGAAGCCCUGCUGCUGAGGAAGCCCUAUGGCCGCAACAAGCCCCUCAUCUCCCUCACCAUGAUGAAGAACAUCCUGGGCCACAGCGUCUACCAGCUCGCCAUCAUCUUUACCCUACUGUUUGUCGGAGAGAAGAUCUUCAACAUCGACAGCGGGCGCAAUGCCCCCCUGCAUUCUCCACCCUCAGAGCACUACACCAUCAUCUUCAACACCUUUGUCCUCAUGCAGCUCUUCAAUGAGAUCAAUGCCCGCAAGAUCCACGGGGAGAGAAAUGUCUUCGAUGGCAUAUUUGGCAACCCCAUAUUCUGCAGUAUUGUUGUUGGGACUUUUGGCGUGCAGAUUGUAAUUGUGCAGUUUGGAGGGAAACCAUUCAGCUGUGCACCUCUGAACGUGGAACAAUGGCUGUGGUGCCUCUUCGUGGGAGUGGGAGAGCUGCUGUGGGGACAGGUGAUUGCCACGGUACCCACCAGUCACCUGAAGUGUUUGAAGGAAGCAGGGCACAGUCCUGGAGUGGAUGAGAUUACAGAUGAUGAGCUGGCUGAGGAUGAGGAGGAGAUUGACCAUGCAGAGCGUGAGCUGCGGCGCGGUCAGAUACUGUGGUGCAGGGGUCUCAACCGUAUCCAGACUCAGAUACGAGUGGUGAAAGCCUUUCGUAGCUCUGUGUAUAGUGGCAUCGAGACACCCCAAUCGAGGAACUCCAUACACAGCUUCAUGAUGCACCCAGAGUUUCUCAUAAAUGAGUUGAUCCACAACAUCCCCCUGAUCGACGACACGGACAUCGACAAUGAGUCAGAGUUGUCCAAGCACAACCACCUCCACCCAGCCCUGCGUGCUCCCCCUCCGCCACCUGUCCCACCCCCUCCCCCCCAGUCCCCACACCGCUACCGGCACCCGCCUUUCCCUUACAGGCAGUACAGCCUCCCUGUCACCUCCAACCGCAACAACAACGCAAUUGGCAACGGGGUCCCCCUGCUCCAGGCAAACAGCAGCACAGUCCUUGCUCUCUGUGCUCCACUGUACGGUGUGGAGACCUCCUACUAACUGUGUAUGGGAUUGGGGGGGGCAGUGAGACACAGCAAGGGACAGAAGAAGCCAGCAUUGCUAAGAGAAACAGGGGACAUAGAACUACUUUAGAAAGCUUCACUUUUGUUCUGCCCAAAAAACCUAACCCUGUUCCCACUGCUGACACCUCCUGAAGGCCUCCAACCCAUACCAUAGUAUAAUAAGACUCAUUGCCUGCCACCCCAAAAUUCUGACCAGCUUCAACAGAGACUUUUAUUUUUGCAGUUGUUCAACACAAUUUGAAACACUGGGUAGGUCUUGGAGCUAUUGAG